GAAGAAACAUUGCAGGCAGUACUAACUAUCCAACAGCGCGCUUUGUCGGCGUCUCUCAACAUGGGCGCUACAUUUGAGAAACGCCUAAGAAAAAAGCCAGUCAGAUCGCGUUUGGGAAUAUCACUAUCUGGAAGAACCCUUACUACCAGGGAUCUGCGUCAGAAGCUGUCUAACAGUACGCCUGCGAGGGAUGCGAGGUCUGUUUUGAAAAACAGGAGACGCAUUAACACCAGCAAUGUUCGGGACGCCAGAAGUAUUCUGCGGCGUAAGACUAGUGUCACAAAUAGUGCACCAACGAAACGAGUGCCGUUCGUGUUACCCUUGAAAACGGUGCGUAAUGAUUUGUACAUUCAAAGACGACCUGGGUUGCAGCGCGUCCCUGUUCUCCAGAGACCGGUCCGCCGUUAUCCGGCUGCUCGCAUUCCCGACCUACUGAGCAUUCCCACUGUGCCUCCCAGUCUUCUUCAAACUGGUGGUGUCAACCCCGGCCGACUGUUCACUAGCUUAGUUAGUCCUACCACGCUACCAAUCUCGCUGCCCUCCGGCGAUGCGAAACCCAGCCCCAUCCAGGGGUUUCGCGUAGAAAUACGAAAUCUGCAACCAUCAGUGUCGCUUGACGACAUUUUCGAGCUUUUCAGCAGUGUCGGCACACUGCGCCUGUGCAAUUUAGUCCGCCCCGGACAGGCUGAGGUUGUGUUCAAUGAAGCUGUUGAUGCUAAAGAAGCUGUGCGGCGCUACAAUAACCGCGAACUUGAUGGGCGGCCCAUGAAUGUCGCUCUUGUUACAAAUAUCGCAGACGCUGCGGUUAGCACAGCUCGAUUCGCUUCUCGCCUGGGUCCCUCGGUUAUUCCUGGCGUUUUUGACCAAACGAGCAAACGGUACUGCUCAUUUCCUGCUUCGAUGUUCCAUUAAGAGUGUUACUUGUGCUUUCUUGUUUUGCUUUCUUUUUCUCAUGUUUCGGGCUCCGCUAAUUUGUUCUAGUGAAUUAUACCGAUAUGAAACUUGUUCACUUUCCUACCCACAUUUUCUCUGUCGGUCGCCGAUUCGUCCACGGGGGCUUCGCCACUCUUGUUCAGUGAUUUAGGCCUCAGUUUAUAUGUUUGUGCCCAUACUUCGAGUUCCGUUGUUGACACAUUCACCGACUUCUUUAUCUUCAUAAGUCAGGUUCUUUUUCCAAAUCAUAACUACAUUUCCGGUGGGCUUGCUGGUCCGUUUUAAAUAUUUUGAAUGCUAGUACACUGACUGUAGAAAAUAAUCGCUUUGCUCUUCUGUAUAACGGGCUCGUCACACCAUUUCGGUUUUUGCUUGGAUCUAAAUCCC
Messenger RNA from Dicrocoelium dendriticum, 1320 nucleotides. Lineage: Eukaryota; Metazoa; Platyhelminthes; Trematoda; Plagiorchiida; Dicrocoeliidae. The record is from the annotation of a GenBank genome assembly.